AUGCUGUCAAAGCAGCUUUCGGCUUUCUCCGCGCCGCCGCGGUACCGCAACAGUGGUGCGUUUGUUCACGGGACGAAGUUUCGAAACUUUGCAUCCAUCAUGGAACAAGGACUGAAGGCUGCUAAAAGUGAGAUCUACAUGGUUGACGAUGUGCGGCCUGAUGGCAGGGUUCCUGGACUGAAGCAAGCACCAGAGAUCUUGAUUUUUAUCGAUGAGGACAAGGCACGGAAAGAGCACAUGCACUUCGAGUAUGAUGCCAGGGAAGGCACUUGGAAGACAAGAGGUAUUGACGGAGUGAUUCGUCCUUGGUUCUUCCAGAAGGUGAUUGACCAACGAAGGGGUCGAGGCAGAGGCAACAUCCUUUUCCAGUCCAAGGAAGAUCCUCUUAUGCAGGCUGGGAAGCUCCUGGGACCAGUGCGACCCAGAUACCUGUUGCAUGCCACCUACUGGGAGAACGUUGCCGGCAUCCUGACAGAAGGUAUCGUUCCAGCGAAGAAUCCAUUGUCUGAUAUCAGAAAGCCCUUUAAGGAUUUGUUGCAGGGCGCCGAGUCUCAUGUCUACACCAUGCGCAGCACCGACCUCGGGUGCCUUGAGUCGAAGGUUGUGCCGCAGAGUGAGGUGGUAAGCUUCAUAGUGGACAAGGAGCAAGUCGGCCUCGAUCGACAACCUGAUGCCAUUUUCGUCAUUGAUACCAGCAAAGCCGAGAAGAUGGGAAUCGAUCUUGAGAUGGUCCAAUCAGGUGAUGACCGUGAGGACAAUAUCUAUGUCCGAGGCCGGAUCCCUGCCGAGAUCCUGACAGCUCAGCCGAACAUACCGAGGAAUUUGCCAGACACACUCAAGGCGAAGAUUGUGGAUCCAAAGUCGUUCGAACAGAUCCCCAUCAUCGAUUUGGCUCUCAGCGAGGCCGAAGUCAUCAAGAAGUUGACCUACUCUUGCGAGGUGGUGGGUUUCAUGCAAGUUGUGGGGCAUGGCGUUCCAUUGGAGUUGCAGGAGAAGGCCUUGGAUCUUCAGAAGAGAUUCUUCCAGCUCUCCCAGGAAAAGAAGGACAAACUGCGGCUUCGUGAGGAAAGCCUCGUGCGCGGGUACUUUGGUCGAGGUGGUGAGGACUUGGACCAAGUACUUGAGAAACAGGUGGACGAAGCCAAUGGCAAGGACUCCAUCCAAAAAUCUCGGAAGGACUGCAAGGAGGCCUUGGACAUGAAUGGCGUCCCUUGGGCCAAGCCUAAGGGAGGCUUUAUCGGAGAAAUUUUCGGCCAGCCUUCGCAGAUGCCUUCCGAGGAGGAGCUUCCAGGGUUCAGGGAAGUCAUGGAACAAUAUGCCUUAGAGAUGUUCAAGCUCUCAAAGAGGUUGCUUGAGCUGAUGGCGUUGAUCUUAGGAAAGCCCAGAGAUUUCUUCCACCAGUUUUUAGACCAGCCGGUUGCCACUCAUCGGCUGCUGCACUAUUGGCCUAUCAAGGAUUUCAAUUUGGAGAUCGGCGUUGGGGAGCAUACGGAUUACGGGCUGUUGACCAUCUUGAAGCAGGAUAUGGUUGGCGGACUCCAGGUGUUGAAUGCCAAAGAUGGUGUUUGGGUACAUUGCUGCCCAGUCGAGAAUGCCUUUGUCAUCAACCUGGGGGACAUGAUUGGUAGAUGGACGGCGCACCGUUUCAAGUCCACCGUGCAUCGGGUCGUGACGACCAGCGACAAGGAUCGAUACUCUGUCCCAUUUUUCCUUGAGCCGAAUUUGGACACAGUCAUCGCGUAUGGCGGACUUUGUAGCGGACCCGGGUCCAGCUCUGAAUCCAAGUUUGAUCCUCCUUCACGGGAGGAGGACACCGCAGGUGCAAUCCUUGAGCGCUUCUACAGAGCCUCAGGACAGCUGCGGACAUCAGGAGACAAAUGA
Messenger RNA from Durusdinium trenchii, 1881 nucleotides. The record is from the annotation of a GenBank genome assembly. Lineage: Eukaryota; Dinophyceae; Suessiales; Symbiodiniaceae.